AUGAUUGAACUGAAUGGUUUCUGUGGUGAAUCUUCAUGGAAGGAUUUUCAAUCAUUUUAUAAUAAAACAUCUGUUCCUUUGCCAACUGAAUGUUUCUCUCAUACAGCUCUAAUUGCUAUUCCAUGUCUCUUUUUUUGGUUACAAGUUCCUAAACUCAUAAUCCAAAUAAAGAAUUCUACGAGAUCAUCUCUGCCAUUCACGACAUUACAGGGAUUGAAAUGGCUGUUUUCAAGUAUAAUUCUUGUAGCCAUGAGCUUUCUGUUCGUCGUCUCUCUUUGGGAUCGUUUUCUUCUCGGUAAAACAGUACCGUUGGUUGAAUUCAUAUAUCCAUGUGUGAUGGUCCUAACAAUGAUUUCAAUGAUGAUAAGUAUGAACGAAGUACGGAAAGCUGGGAUACAUUCAUCGGGCACUCUCUUCCUAUCAUGGCUGGCAUUUGUUAUUUGUGGAACUCCAGAACUUGUUGUUUGGAUAACUAUGGCACCUAAUCCUGAUAUUGUUUCAAAUCGCAGCUCUUCCCGUUUUGUGGCUUUUCUUGUUUACUAUGCGAUGUUGAUUGUUCAACUAUUCUUUCAUCUAUUUUCUGAUCCGUUGACUAUCUUUGGUAAAGAUGAGAAUAAUUGUCCUGAAGCAACAGCAUCUUUCCUCAAUAGAACGUUUCUCUGGUGGAUGAAUCCUAUCAUUUCGAAAGGAAGAGAAAAACCUUUAGAGGUUGAAGAUUUGUUUGAAUUAGACGAUGAGAUGCAGCCUGAAAGUUUAACCAAAAAAUGGAAAGUACAUUGGGGAAAUGCCUUGAAAGAUUACGAAUGCCGAAAAACGGCAUUCAAUCUAUCUCGAGGAGAAAUGUCAGAUAGAGGUUCCUUGUUAGGUUCGAAAGGUGCCGCAAAAAGCUAUGGGGCGAACGAUGACAAAGUGAGGAAGCCUGAUAUUGUUGAAGAAGAAGUUCCUCUGCCUUCUAUCAUUUGGUCAUUAUGGCCGAUGUUCAAAUGGCAGCUAAUUGGAAGUUCAUUGCUUAGAUUCUUUGCAGAUCUUAUGAAUUUAGCAAAUCCCUUUUUCUUAAGCUUGUUGAUUGCGUUCACUGAAGACGAGUUAGCUCCUUGGUACUUGGGUGUCUUUUACGCCAUACUGUUGUUUAUUUGUGCUGAACUUCGCUCAUUAUUCGUUAAUUCUUUUAACUAUCGUAACGGAAGAAUUGGAAAUCAAGUUCAAGCCGUACUCACUACUGCCGUGUAUGAGAAGACAUUACUCCUUUCAAAUGCUUCUCGUCGUAUGAAAACUCAUGGAGAAAUUGUGAACUUGAUGGCUAUUGAUGUUGAUAGGUUCAGAAUGAUCACGCCACAGCUGCAACUGUAUUGGACCGGUCCCACACAGGUUCUAAUAUUGAUGGUGUUGUUAUAUCGAACGAUUGGAUAUUCUGUGUUUGCAGGGCUAUUUGUUAUGAUUAUGAUUAUACCUGUCAAUUAUAAGUUUUCCACGGUAAGUAAACUAUGGACAGUUCAACAAAUGAAAUUGAAAGAUGAUCGCAUCAGACUUACAAAUGAAGUUCUUAAUGGAAUCAAGGUUGUGAAACUGUAUGCUUGGGAGCCAGCAUUAGAGAAGGCAAUCGAUGAAGUUCGUAUAAAAGAAAUGGAUCUAAUCAGAAAAGCUUCUAUUGUUAAAACAGUCGCUGACAUGAUGAAUAUUGCUGCACCAUUCUUUGUUUCACUGGCUUCAUUCUCUGUGUUCACUCUGAGUGAUAGUACCCACAUUCUAACGCCUCAAGUUGCUUUUGUUUCAAUUACGUUAUUCAAUCAACUCAGAGGACCGCUGCUUAUGACUGCUGAUUUGGUCCAACAAACUAUUCAAUGCAUAGUCUCCAACAAGAGGCUCAAAGAUUUCUUGGCUGCUCCGGAAAUCAAACCUGAGGAUAUAGAUCAUCAGUUAAGAGGAAAAGGGUCCGAUAAAGCAAUUGAAAUAGAUGAAGCUGCUUUCAUGUGGGAUGAAAACGCUCCAUCUUCUUUCCAAAACAUAAAUUUGGAUGUAGAGACAGGACAGUUGAUUGCUAUUAUUGGUACUGUUGCUUCGGGAAAAAGUUCACUGUUAUCAGCUCUGCUGGGAGAAAUGGAGAAAGUUCGCGGUUAUGUUGGUGUUCGAGGAAUGGCGGCUUACGUUCCACAACAGCCAUGGAUUCAGAACAGAUCACUGAGAGAAAAUAUUACUAUGGGCCUUCCUUAUAACAAAGCAGUCUAUGAGAACAUCAUUGAGGCUUGUUCCUUGACAUCUGACAUUGCCAACUUACCUAAUGGUGAUUACACGGAAAUAGGAGAGAAGGGAAUUAAUCUAUCCGGAGGACAGAAAGCUCGCGUAGCUUUAGCUAGAGCAAUUUAUCAGGAUAGGGAUGUUUACUUAUUAGAUGAUCCAUUAUCAGCCGUUGAUGCUCAUGUUGCUCGACACAUUUUCCAUCAUGUAAUUGGUCCGAAUGGAUUAUUAUGUAAGAAGACAAGACUUCUUGUAACGCAUGGUUUGUCAUUCCUCAAAGAAUGUGAUCAGAUAGCUGUAAUGAGAGGAGGAACGAUUUCACAUAUUGAUACAUACAAUAAUCUCUUGGAUGAUGAAAAUAUCUCUGAAAUAUUCGAAGAAGCUGGUGUUAAAGACACGGAUGAUAAAACACCAUCAGAAUCUUCUGAAAGCACUGAACUUGCUGUUUCCGAUAAUGAGGAAGAUGCUGAUAAAAACGCUGACCGAGAAUCACAAGCUAGUCGAAUCAAUCGGAAAUCCUCUCCAAAAAAUAUGAAGGACUCUUUACUCAGGGAACCUAAUGAGGAAGAUAAGCUUAUCAAGAAAGAGUUUGCUGAAACUGGAAGAGUCAAGUUGUCCAUUUAUAACGAUUACAUCCAGUCCAUGGGAGUUUUUCUUUACUUCAUUCCAUUCGUGGUAACGAGUGCUCUCAGCGCUGUAUUCGCAAUGUCUAGAUCCUUAUGGCUGACUGAUUGGUCGAACGAUAAUAUUGAAGAUGGAGAACACAUGUCAGUGCUCUAUCGUCUCCUAGGAUUCAUGGGGUUGGGAUCAACUGAUGUACUCUGUUUCACCCUUGGCUUGGUUUUUUUUGUCAUCGGAGGAGUGAGGGCUUCUUACAACCUUCACAAACCUUUAUUGCAUAACAUUCUGAGAAGUCCUGCUAGCUUCUUCGAUGUGACUCCAGUAGGGAGAAUAUUGAAUCGCUUAAGUAAAGAUAUUGACGUGAUCGAUUCGACAUUACCACUAAACUUCCGCUUCCUCUUCACUACAUUCCUUGUCAUUGCGCAGGCAUGUAUCAUCGUAUCUCUAUCUACACCGCUCUUUAUAGCCUUCAUUAUUCCAAUUUUCAUUGUUUAUUUGAUGUUUUUGAAAUAUUUCAUUAGUUCCUCAAGACAACUCCGAAGAUUAGCUUCCCUCAGCAGACCUCCUAUAUAUUCACAUUUUGGCGAAACCAUUCAGGGAGUCUCUACUAUUCGGGCAUUUGGCUGGUCCGAUAUGUUCAUUAAGCAAAACAGGGAUAAGCUUUAUACUUUCACAAAAUGCUCAUAUUUCUCAAUGAUAUCUUCUAGUUGGUUAGGAGUUCGAUUAGAAGUUCUCGGAAAUUUUUUAAUUUUCGUGACGGCACUCUUAUCCGUGUUAGCCAAAUACGAUGGCUCAAUGAAUGCUGGUUUUAUCGGAUUAUCAGUUAGUUCUAUAUUAAGUAUUACGUUCAUGAUGGGUCUAUUCAUUCUCAAGCUUUCUGAUUUAGAAACAAACAUCGUUUCAGUUGAGAGAGUGCGUGAGUACACAGAACUAACUCCAGAGGCUAAAUGGCAAAGCGAACGAUUACUUCCUAGAGGAUGGCCAGCGAAGGGAAGAAUUGUUUUCAACGAUUAUUCCACAAGAUAUAGACCAGGUCUUGAUUUAGUUCUUAGGGAUAUAAAUCUGAAUAUCAUUCCCGGAGAAAAGGUUGGUGUGGUUGGAAGGACUGGAGCUGGAAAGUCAUCAUUAGCAUUGGCUCUGUUCAGAAUAAUUGAACCGUCUGGAGGACAAAUUUUUAUUGACGAUAUCGAUAUUGCAACAAUCGGAUUACAUGAUCUUCGUGUUAACUUGACGAUCAUCCCUCAGGAUCCUGUGUUGUUUUCCGGAACUUUGAGAUUCAACUUAGAUCCGGUUGGAUACUAUGACGAUCCUGAUUUAUGGGCUGCUCUAGAACAUUCCAACUUGAAAGCUUUUGUAGAAAGUUUGUCUCUAGGCUUGGAUCACCGAAUUGACGAAAGUGGAGACAAUUUGAGUGUUGGUCAACGUCAACUUGUUUGCCUGACUAGAGCUUUGCUUCGUAAAUCACGAGUUCUGGUAUUAGAUGAAGCUACCGCUGCCGUCGAUGUUCAUACAGAUGCUCUAAUUCAACAAACCAUCAGAAAGGAGUUUGUGCGUUCGACAGUUAUAACAAUAGCUCAUCGGUUGAACACUAUAAUGGAUUAUGACAAAGUACUUGUGUUGGACCAGGGUAGAACAGCCGAGUACGAUUCUCCUCAGAAUCUUUUGGCCAACAAAAAAUCUAUUUUCUAUUCAAUGGCUCAAAGCGCCAAAAUAGUAUAA
Messenger RNA from Auanema sp. JU1783, 4575 nucleotides. The record is from the annotation of a GenBank genome assembly. NCBI's taxonomy places the organism in Eukaryota, Metazoa, Nematoda, Chromadorea, Rhabditida, Rhabditidae.